Mycena indigotica is the source of this 1560-nucleotide messenger RNA. RefSeq names its product Rotamase-domain-containing protein. Gene Ontology annotation, cellular component: cytosol; nucleus. The record is from RefSeq and is a predicted model, not a curated record. Lineage: Eukaryota; Fungi; Basidiomycota; Agaricomycetes; Agaricales; Mycenaceae. Bases 1 to 1560 code for a protein of 519 amino acids. The transcript is spliced from 11 exons. Gene Ontology annotation, molecular function: pyridoxal phosphate binding; peptidyl-prolyl cis-trans isomerase activity; molybdenum ion binding.
AUGUCGUCAAAGUGGCAAGUGAAGAUAUCGCAAUCGCGUGGCGCGCCAUACUUUUUCAACCCAGAGACGAAAGAGUCAAUCUGGACGACGCCCCCAGACCUCACUGAAGAGCAAGCUGCUGCCCUCCUCAGCGAGGCACAAGCUGCCAAACGCUCUAGUGGCCAAGUCCGCGCCAGCCAUCUCUUGGUGAAACACAGCGGGAGCCGCCGGCCUGCAAGCUGGAAGGAUCCCAACAUUACACGGUCCAAAGACGAGGCAAUUGAAAUUCUCCGGGGAUUCCAGAGCGAAAUUGGCACAUCGGCUGACAAGUUUGGUGAACUCGCGUCGGUACACUCGGACUGCUCUUCCCAUUCGUCGAAGGGCGAUCUUGGCUGGUUUGGGCCGGGCCAGAUGCAGAAGCCGUUUGAAGAGGCGACUUUUGCACUGAAGGUGGGGCAGAUCAGCGACGUUAUUAGCACGGACAGUGGAAAGGAAACCAAUGUGUAUGUACAUCUCAACAAGGCCUUUGCAGUUCACUUCUGCAGUCUGAAUUCACUGAUUUUGUAUUCUCCACCUCGGGCCAGAAUCGGUCUAUCAUCUACUUCGUUCGCCUUAGGUAAACUCCCACUCUUCGCCUUGCCAGGAACACCCAUGUCGGAAGUACGGGUCUCUCGAAUCUUCGUCCACCCCAUCAAGAGUUGCAGAGGUAUAUCAGUGGACGAAGCAAGAUUCACGCCAGAAGGUCUUGAGUAUGACAGACUUUGGUGCAUCGUGGACCAAGAUUCCACAAUCAUCACAGCGCGAGAGUCUCCCAAGAUGGUCUUGAUCACAUCGGAGAUUCGUAAAGACCCAACGGCUCCGCACGGCGGUCUUCUUUCGGUAUCUUUUCCCGAGGAAUCAGGAUGCGAGUCGUUUUCGAUUCCACUUCGCCCCAGUCAAGAGCAGCUUGAACAAUGGCAACGCGUUCCAAAGGUAGCAAUGCAAGGCGAGCCCUUUGGCGAUGGGUUUGUCUGUGAAGCCGUAUCUGGCUCUCGCUCGGUAUCAGCCAUCCUUUCAGAGUACUUUGGUCGGCCUGUCAACCUCGUCUACAAAGGCGCGGAAAUUCGCACUUGCGAGACGACCGAAACCCAUCCCGAUUUGGCAGCAACUGCCGUUUUCCAAGAUUGCUUCCCUGUGAUGGUAUUAUCCGAGGAAUCGACGACACGGAUUGAGCAAGAAGUACGGAACCACAUAGGCAAACAGGGCGUCGAAGAACGUUGGCGGACGGAUAGUUUGUUGAUUGAGAGAUUUCGCCCAAAUAUCGUCUUCCAAGGCGCAGGCCCAUUCGCAGAGGAUGGCUGGAAACAGAUUCGGUUUGGAGACGGCCCGGUGAUCAACCUUGUGAGCAAGUGUAAUCGGUGUCUACUCCCCAACGUUGACCCCGUCAAAGGCGAGCGCGACAAGGCAGUCCCUUACAAGAUUAUCAUGAAAUUUCGAACUGGGGUUGAUCCAGUCAACAAGAUGAAGCCCUGUGUGGGUGUGAAUGCGGUUCCGCUGAGCGAGGGAGAGGUGCGGGUUGGAGAUGUCGUCCAUUGGGAAUAG